GUAAAAGGCUCUGGACAACCGUGCAAGAAGGUGGAUUAUUUUUAAAACAAUGAGCGUGCGUCCCUAGUCAUGAUUUGUGGUUCAGUCCAGCUGGAGCUGUCUGAAUGAAGCUAUGGGCUGUGCGUCAGCCAAGCAUGUUUCUACUGUUCAAAACGAAGAGGAAACUCAGAAGGGGAAAAACUAUCAGAACGGCGAUGUGUUUGGUGAUGAGUAUAGGAUCAAACCAGUGGAAGAGGUCAAAUACAUGAAAAAUGGGGGAGAAGAUGAUCAGAAAAUAGCAGCCAGGAACCAAGAAAACUUGGAAAAAAGUGCCAGUUCAAAUGUAAGACUUAAAUCUAAUAAAGAGAUCCCAGGAUUAGUACAUCAACCCAGAGCAAACAUGCACAUCUCUGAAAGCCAACAAGAAUUCUUCAGAAUGCUUGAUGAAAAAAUUGAAAAGGUAAGGAGCUGCAAAGUUCUGUUUUGAUCCUGUUUUCCCAGC
Messenger RNA from Meleagris gallopavo (turkey), 481 nucleotides. The record is from RefSeq and is a predicted model, not a curated record. NCBI's taxonomy places the organism in Eukaryota, Metazoa, Chordata, Aves, Galliformes, Phasianidae.